Limulus polyphemus (Atlantic horseshoe crab) is the source of this 3838-nucleotide messenger RNA. RefSeq lists its product as uncharacterized. NCBI's taxonomy places the organism in Eukaryota, Metazoa, Arthropoda, Merostomata, Xiphosura, Limulidae. The coding region runs from base 377 to 2554 and encodes 725 amino acids. The record is from RefSeq and is a predicted model, not a curated record. The transcript is spliced from 3 exons.
UUUCUGGUGGUUACCCUGAGUUUUGGAUGUUAUACAGCCCUAAAUGGAAUGAUGGCCAAAAUACGUGGCAUCUUUGUACUAAGCGACUGGCGACGCCCUUGUGUGCCCUGCAGCAAUAGCACGGAGAGCGAGAGUGGAUGACCUUACCACUGAUAGACUGACAACUUGAAGCUGAAAUACCGGUCGGCCACCUACUGGCAGAGAUCUACCGUAUGCUAGAAGGCCAACAAACCAGCUUGAAGUCAGGAGGCGGUGGUUGCUUAGUAACCGAGUGAAAGAUCAGCCGACCGUAGUUGAAGGCCAGCAGCUCGAGCAGGAUUAGAAACUACUAGUUAUAUAACAAAUAAGAAAUUCAGUCCAGGUUUUCCUAUCCGGAAUGGCCAGCAGUGAGGCCAGUGCAUAUCUCUCAGUGGUCAAGUGGGGGGACGAAGGACAUUAUCUCAAAGAGUUCACCCAGAAAUUCUCUCUUCCUCAAGUGGCUAAAAUCAUCAAAGGACAGUACCACAAUAUUGGAGUGCCAACCUUACCUUACCCGUUUCUCAACCAAAUGGUGUUUAUUGCUUCGGCUGGAAAGAAAGUACGAGUGGGGGCUCAGUCUGUAAAGUUUAAAGAUAACCGAGGCGUCGUGCCAGUUGGGCCUAAGCUAGCUAUCCCGGAUAACUAUAAUGGCUGGUUUGAGAUUCUUUCCGAAGAUGGCCGUGCUAUGCGUUGUCUUGAGAAUGUCGGUGAACUGGCACGGGUGUUUCCCAAGACGUGUUUGGUGAGAGAAAACGUGAAAGUAUUCCUAAGUAAAUCUGAGGAUUCGGACAUCAUGUCAGAUAAAACACAGACUAUUGUGGCGGGAGAAAUUCUGGUUUUGGUAAACGAGUUACUCAAACCUUCACACCGAGGAAAAGGUCCUGGGCGUUUCCUUCGUUGUUUGAAUUCUCAAGGGAAGACUCUUUACCUUAGUUUUGAACAAAAAGGGAAAUUUAGUCCUAUAGCUGGCGAGGAUAAUAUUUCUGGUGUACACAGUAUUAAGAACUUGUUAUCAAAACGACUUCCUUUGAUGGUUAGGCUCGUACAUGGUAAACCCCCACCUGGGCUUAAAUCAAGUUUCAUUCCCGAAAUGAGACUGUGCUCUUUAUUUGAAGAAGAGAGCGCCAUGGCUUUACCUCUACUAAAAGAUUUUAACGUGAUUUCCAUUCCUAUGAACCUGCCACUGAAACUUCAAGCUCCAUGUAACGUAGAAAAUCUGGUAAAGCUUCGCGAGUAUUCAAAGUUGUCUGAAAAAUGUAAAAAAAUUAUUCAGGAAAUGUCUGACCAGAUUCAGGUUAUUGAUCCGAUCAUAAGAAAGGAAUAUAAAAAUGAAGGAAAGCUACAUUUCCGUUAUUUUCACAAUCACAAACAUUCAAAGCGAAACAUUCCCUUAAUUAGACGAAGUUUUUCUGAUCCGAUGUGUAUGGAGACGGUCAAAACACUCAUCACCUCGGAUCAAGAAACAUCUUCUCCAGUAGACGCUCGUGGUAUUCAAAGUGGCGACACAAAACUCAAAGAGGGCCGCCAAGAGCCCGAUGAACGAUACGACGAAAUUGACCAAAUCUAUGAUUACGUUCGAGGUUUUGCCCCUCUUCCUAGCAAAGUAAAGACUGAACUCAAAACUAAAGAGCAGUUCUUUGGAGAAAAUGCAUCCUCUCCAACUUGUGCGAAUUCCCCAGUACAUACCAAACUUGACCUAUUACCUUCACCACAACCAGAGACCAUUACUGCUCCAGGACACCCAGAGAAGCCUGAACCUCCUCCAGUCGAGACAAUUCCUGUCAGAAAGUUAUCAAUCAGCACUGAACCUACUACCCAGAAGAUUACAGUCAGCAUCGUCAAUAAAGCUCCCUCGAAAGAUAAGAGAAGCUCGGUGGCGAGCAAAGAUAUGUCGCCUGAAGAGCACGUUUAUGAAAAAGUUGGCAAAACAAACGAGGAGAUGAAAGGCGUGAGUACGCCCGUUCAUCAUCCAAGGGUGCCUGUCCGCUCAAACAGCACCGGAAAAAUUGGCAUAGCUAGUGGAAAUCAUGCGUUCUAUAACAAUAAGAAUUUUAUCAAGAGCCCUUCACUACAGAAACAAAGUAAUAAAAAUAGGAUGUUUAAAUAUGUCAAAUCAUCCCCUUCUAAAGAAGCUGGAAUGUCUGUUCAUCGAACUACUCAAGGUAAAAACUGUCGAAGUAAAUCAUUAACGACUUCACCUUUGUUUAACAUCCGUUAUAAGUCUUUGACCAACAUGGAAGCCGAGUUUAACAACACCCUCGACUCCAGUAAUUCCGGAGGUAAAACGUCAUCAGGUUCAGAAGGCUCCAAGGAGAAAGAAGUGAAGCAUAUGAACCGUAAGCUACCAAGGCCGAAGUCCAUGACAAAUCUGUUUUGGGAUGUCCAUCAUUUAGACAGCUGUAACAAGUAUAAUGUCAUACAAAAUGAAGUGAACAAUAAAAAGAACAGUCGAAAGUUUAUAGCUGUACAGGAAUCCGGUGCUCCAAAGUUGAUACAUGCUGCACAAAAUAAACGCAUUGGAACCCUAUAUCUUUAAUUUUCACAGUGUUAGAUAAGGUUUCUCUUUAGCCUCGUACCCCUGAAACCGCUUUGGAAUUGACAUGCUUUUGAGAGCGUCUGUGCCUGUUGUUCAGGAUGUGAGAAGCAAGAGUUAUACAAAGACUGAUGUGCUUGGAAUUCAACAACAAUGUGUGCAUAUAUUAUAGCCAAUUAAUGAAGUGUAAGGGGCAUGAAGGAGUAGCUCUUGUUUCCGAUACUGUUGUGACUUUGUAAGAUGGCUUUUAAAUUAGACACUGCUCAAAGUUCUGUGAGAAUAUAUAAAGGAUGUGGUGUGUCCAAGUCUUUUUUAUGUGAUAGCAACGUGAAACAAGUCAUGUAUACUGAUGUACAUAUUUUGUUAUAUUUUAAGUUUUGUGCUUCUAAUGUUUAUUAUUUAAUGCUGAUUGUUUUGUGUGUGUGUGUGUGUGUUUCAGUUAUUACUAGAAUGAAUUGGUUGUGCGAUUCUGUUCUUACUUGUAGAAACCUGCUGAACGUUGUGUAAUUAGCCAAUUUGUCCAGAGAAAUACGUAACUCACUUCUAAAAUUAAAGAAAUACUGUUAUUGUUUUUUUAGCACAAAACUACACAAUGGGCUAUCUCCUAUUUAUCCACUGCCCGGAAUCGAUCUCUGGAUUUUAGCAUUGUGAAUCCAAAAACUUGUCGCUGACCCACUAGGGUACAAGAACUGCUGUAACGUCCUCCUAACUUAGUUCUAAUCAACUUGUAAUAAAUAAUAAGCACUAGCAGAGCCUCUCAUUUCAAAAAUAUGAAUUCCUUUUUUUGGAUGAUACGUGAAAUCGUUGGUUGUGUUUUCACUUCUGAAAAGGAAUAAAUAUAGGAAGCCUACAUACUUGAGAAGGUUAGAUAUAUAUUGAGAAAUCUUAAAGGUUUGGACACAGUUUUAAAACGCUUUAGCCACUAUCUUGUCAUUAAAUCUGUAAUACGAACAUAUGCAUCCACCAAAACAUGCAAUCAAUUCGUAAAAAAAAAGUUCAAAACUUAAUAUUUUUUCUUGUAACUGAACGUAAUUCAAAUAUUGAUAAAGGCUGUUACGAACAAACCCAUUGUACCCUUCAUUUGAUUUUCAGUUUACUGUCCGAAAACGAUUUUUUUUUUUUUUUUUUUUUUUGGAGUAUGGAUAAAAUCUACACGGUUUUGUGGGUUCCGCGUAAUAGAAUGUCGCUAUAAAGUUCAGAAACUUCUAGGCUAUCCACCUAGUGAGAAGAAAUGGAAAUUUUCUGAAAAGAGGUUAUUAUUUCGAAAUAAAAGACGGUAUCAUGAAA